UGGCUGCUGAUAAAAGAGAAAUGCUGACCUAAGACCACGUCCGUGUUAGAACUGAACUUUUUUAUUUACUUAUGUUUUGAGGGUACGUGAAGAUAGAAGUUUGUUUUGGGAUGAACCUACCAUACAUUCUACCAUCGAAUAGAAAAGCAGACAUUGGAGACCGUCCAAACUACUACUUCAAAAUGAAAGUGAAUGGAGACUGAACUGUCAAGGUUCAUGUUACGUGUUAAGGGGUUCAGUGCUUAUGCUCAUCAUGGUUGGUAUUGGUUAUAAAUGUUGCGGUGGUGUCCUCUUCAGGGGAUCAAGGGAAGUGAAUCGUUACAGUGUGGAGUCUGAGUCAACGUUACCUGAGGAGCCUCAGUGGGCGACAGAAGUCCGACUACCAUGCAGUGAAGGAUUUAAAUAUUUUCAUGCGUCACUACUGAAUAUGGAUUCAAAUGUAACUGCUGGAUUGGUGGGCAGGCAUAAUGCUGCAAAUGUAAGCCUGACCCAUGAGAUGCUGCCACGGCCUUCGCAGCUGAUGGGCAAAAGGAGAAGAGAUCAGAUUUUCCAGAGACAUACCGCAAGUGUCCUACAGCAUAUAGGGGACCUGAGGACAAGACAGCGCCAUAUAAAUGCGUUAAAAGGGGACAGAUGGUGGGGCGUCACAGCCACAGAGAACAAAAUGCCACAGGAAGUCAAGGAAGGCAGGACUGAACAGCAUCCUGGUCUUACAGCUGAUUUCUUAUUCACAGGAUGUGAGCAAGUGCUUAACCUGGCUCCUGGAGGAAACCCCAUGAUGUCAUUUGUUGAGGGAACAGCUCACAGAUCGUUCACGAUGACCCCUGCUUGUGCCACAGCGAAUUCUGGGAGCUCUGCUGAAAUCCUCAUCAGAAGUGAUUAUGAUGAAAUGCUGUAUCAAAAAAUAGACUUUUAUCAUUAAAAAACACAAGUCUUAUAGUCCCAGCCUGUUUUAAACCUUAUAGAGAAGUUCUAUAUUUGACCAUUUUUUCUUUGGAAAAAUGUUUAUUUAUAGACUCACAAUUGCUGUAAUGGUUAUAAAUGUUUACUGAGCAUGCUGUUAAUGAAAGCUCUUGAUGUUCUGUGAGAAAAAAAAAACAUUUAAAGUUGGCAAAUUUAGAUUUUAUGAUGUUUGAUAUAUAUAUUUAAAAAGAAAACUCAAAGACUUGUGCUCUGACAUUGCUUCGGUGAAACCACAGAUGAUCUCAGUACCAAAAAAGUCACCAAUGUCCCUGUUCCUGUUUCUAUUCAUAAUCGAAA
This is a messenger RNA of Paramisgurnus dabryanus, 1260 nucleotides long. The record is from RefSeq and is a predicted model, not a curated record. Lineage: Eukaryota; Metazoa; Chordata; Actinopteri; Cypriniformes; Cobitidae.